Messenger RNA from Cottoperca gobio, 7688 nucleotides. RefSeq names its product erbb2 interacting protein (gene erbin). The record is from RefSeq and is a predicted model, not a curated record. NCBI's taxonomy places the organism in Eukaryota, Metazoa, Chordata, Actinopteri, Perciformes, Bovichtidae. Gene Ontology annotation, molecular function: protein kinase binding. Gene Ontology annotation, cellular component: adherens junction; postsynaptic membrane; postsynaptic density. Gene Ontology annotation, biological process: neurotransmitter receptor transport postsynaptic membrane to endosome; cell-cell adhesion; establishment or maintenance of epithelial cell apical/basal polarity.
AGCUCGGUGUACAUGGGAAGGAGACUUCUGGUGGACAGCCUACUCCUACAUGCAGACACAGAGGUCGCAGAGAAGAAACCCUCCGCUUCAUGUUGCUCCCAAACAGCCUCCAUGUAGCUUCACUCGACUCUUUCAAAGCUGCAUGAUUAAACGAAAAGGAAAUUAUGACUGAAAACAUCUGUGUGCGGCAUACUUUAGAUGAAAAGGUUUCGCUCUGCCGGAGGUCGUACGCAUUUUUGUCUUUUGUAUUUCCUUGCUGAAUGUCGUGGACAUUUUGGAUUUUUUUAAUGCUCUCUGUCAUUAAGUCUUACCAAUUAAGGACCCUUUUUUUCUAAUUUCUUCACCUGUCGUUUAGUUUGAGUAAGGUAAAUACUUUUGGGUGUGGAAACAACUGGCGACGUCAACGUUAGACAACUUGAGAAUGUGCGCACUGGGCCAGCUUCGAGUUGCUCUUUAAUGGGGCAACAUUAGCUAACUGCUAACGCUAGCAAACCCCCCUAUUGAACUAACCUCAAGCAAAGCAGUUAAGCUAGCUAAUGCCCACUUCUUGACAUUAUUUGGAUAGUAGCAACUGGCCUAUAGCCUGGACAUCAGCUGACUCGACAGUAAUUCAGUGCCUGAGGAUGUCCAAGCGGAGCUUGUUUGUUCGUCUGGUGCCAUGCCGCUGCUUGCGGGGUGAGGAGGAGGCAGUAACAUCGCUGGACUACUCCCACUGCAGCCUGGAGACUGUUCCUAAGGAGAUCUUUAGCUUUGAGAAGACCCUGCAGGAACUCUACCUCGAUGCCAACCAGAUCGAGGAGCUGCCUAAACAACUGUUUAACUGCCAGUUACUCCACCGACUGAGCAUGCCAGAUAACGACCUAACAGUGUUGCCAGCAGCGAUCGCAAACCUCAUCAAUCUCAGAGAGCUUGAUGUCAGCAAAAACAGUAUCCAGGAGUUUCCGGAAAAUAUCAAGAAUUGCAAAGUCCUAGCUAUUGUAGAAGCUAGUGUGAAUCCUAUAUCCAAGCUCCCAGACGGGUUCACCCAGCUUCUGAGUCUGACGCAGCUCUACCUGAACGAUGCCUUCCUCGAGUUCUUGCCAGCCAGCUUUGGCAGGUUGACUAAACUCCAGAUCUUGGAGCUGAGAGAGAACCAGUUAAAGAUGUUGCCAAAAAGCAUGCAGAAGCUCACGCAGCUGGAGAGGUUGGACCUGGGGAGCAAUGAGUUCACUGAAGUGCCUGAGGUGUUGGAGCAGCUGACUGGAAUCAAGGAGCUGUGGAUAGACGGGAACAGACUGACGUUCUUACCUGGGAUGCUUGGGACGCUAAAACACCUGGUGUACCUGGAUGUGUCCAAGAACAACCUGGAGAUGGUAGAUGAGCAAAUCUGCGGCUGUGAGAGUCUGCAGGACCUUCUGCUCUCCAACAAUGCCCUCACACAGCUGCCGGGCUCCAUCGGCUCACUGAAGAAGCUGACGGCGCUGAAAGUGGAUGAGAACCAGCUGAUGUACUUGCCAGACUCAGUUGGAGGACUGGCAUCUCUGGAUGAGCUGGACUGCAGUUUCAACGAGAUCGAAGCAUUGCCCACCACCAUCGGUCAGUGCGUCAGCAUCCGCACCUUUGCUGCAGAUCACAACUUCCUUACCCUUCUUCCCCCCGAGAUGGGCAGCUGGAAGAAUGCAACUGUGCUGUUCCUACAUUCCAACAAGCUGGAGUGUUUGCCUGAGGAAAUGGGUGACAUGCAGAAGCUCAAGGUCAUCAAUCUCAGUAACAACAAGUUGAGGAAUCUUCCCUACAGUUUCACUAAACUGAGCCAGAUGACUGCAAUGUGGCUGUCUGAAAAUCAGUCAAAGCCGCUGAUCCCUCUCCAGAAAGAGGAGGAUCCAGAGACACACAAAACUGUGCUGACCAACUACAUGUUCCCUCAGCAAACCAGGACUGAGGACUACAUUCCCAUCUCUGACUCCGAAAGCUUCAAUCCAGCUCUCUGGGAGGAACAACGCAAGCACCGAGCUCAGGUGGCCUUCGAGUGUGACGAGGACAAGGAUGAGAGAGAAACGCCCCCAAGGGAGGGAAACCUGAAGCGCUACCCUACUCCAUACCCAGAAGAGCUGAAGAACAUGGUGAAGACGGCCCAGUCCGUGGCUCACAGGCUGAAGGAGGACGAGUCGGGUGACGAGUCGGGGAAGGAUGCAAAACCAGUUGAGAGGAACCACAUUGGAGUGCAGGACGUGGGAGUUAAGGUGAUAGAGGCUCCCUAUCCUAAUGGCACGGCAUCAGACAUGGAUCCCCAAGUAUCCUCCAACACAUACGGCCAAAACUCCUCUUCAACAGAAUGGAAAGACACUUCAGAUUCUUACAGCGCUCACAAAGUUCCUCUCAAACCUUCGGGGGGCUCGAUGAUGAACCACGAGGACACGCUUGAGGAUUCUGACGGGCUGUCUGAUGAAGAGGAGGAGAUGAAAAUUGCCGAGAUGAGACCCCCUCUUAUUGAGAUCUCCAUCAACCAGCCUAAAGUUGUGACUUUAAAUAAGGACAAAAAAGAUGACGCCGACUCUUUGCUGGAUGACACCGUGGCCAACAGCAACCAGAACAACAGCAACUGUUCGUCGCCAUCACGCAUGUCUGACUCCGUGUCUCUGACCACAGACAGCAGUCAGGACAACUCUCUGUGCACCCCUGAGAGGGAGGCGAAGAUGCCCUUCCUACCAAAAAGGCAAGAGGAUGAAAAUAUGAACCAGCCUAAAGACACCGCCCCUCUGCUACAUAAUGGUAAUGGCUCUGAAACGUCCCUUCAAGCUCUUCUGAAAACCCAGCAGACCCCGCCAGAGAAAAUGGGCGACUAUGACCUGUCAAUGGAAGCCAGGCUGGUCCUUAUUGAGAAGGGAAUUAACAACGGCAUGGGAGAAACGUACACCAAGUGGGACCAGAUCAAUAUGAACGUGUCCAAGUUGCCAACCGACAACAUGGUCCGGCUGGACGAGGUGGACAAAACCAAGAAUGGUUCAGUAACCCAGGAGGACUUGGACAGCAAGCAGGGUUUUAGCAAUGACAACAUGGAGCAUUUUCUGAAUGGAAACCAGCAGGUCAGUGACUGCAUCAAUAGUCUGGGGAACAAAAGCCAAGCGAUGAGAGUCGAGACAUCUGCUGUGCAUUUGGCCUCGACAGGCAUGACAGCCAGCAGUGACAUGUCUCUGUCUCGCAGCACAGAGGAACUGUCUCCAGACAAAAGGUGCCAUCCAGGUGCCAUGCAGGUGAUUAAGUCUCAAAGUGUGAGCAACAUAGAAGCAGGAGGCAUGAAGCUAUUCUCCUUUGAUGGAGAUGAUGAAUCCUAUGACGCAGCAGGAAUGACUAGGAUGGCAGGGGCUGGCCCAGGGCCAGGAGCUCAGGGCCAGAGCAUCGUCAGGAGCAAGUCAGCCAGUCAGUUACUCAACGACCAGACUCUGCAGAUCUACCCCGGCUCCUCUGCCUCUUCCUCAGACCUGCUCUCUUCCUCUAAGCCCCCUGCCAGCACCAGCAGAUAUCCAGUUUCCUCCAGCAUGGCCAUGGGCAUCCCUCCUCCUCAGUACAAUGUCCAGUACACAAGCAGUGCCAUGCCUACAGAGGGCCUCUGGGCUCCGAGGACGCCCAUGCCCCCCGAGCAGCAAGGCUACCUCCCCCCUCCUCCUCCACACUCACUAGCCAACACCAACUACUCCAACCGUAAUCAAGCACCUCCCUACCCUAUACAGACCCAGCAGAGGGGGCCUCCUAUGGCUCCCAAAGGCUCUGGGGACAUGUGGGCUAAGGAGAGGCUUCAUUCUACUGCAAGCCAGGCCAGAAGCAGUACUCUGCAGAGGCAAAGCAGCACCGCCUCCACAGUUUCCAUGGGCGACCCGAGGCGCAUACAGGUGCCUGAUGGGGAAUACAUGACGUACAGGGACAUUCACACCCUCGCCAGGGGGCCGCUGGCAAUGAGCCAGGCCAUGCAGAGGCCCCUCUCGGCUCGCACUUACAGCAUUGACGUACCCGGAUCUUCCAGGACUCUCUGCGCCAGGCCGCAGCCCCACGAGCUUCCAGAGAGGACCAUGUCUGUCAGCGAUUUCAACUAUCAGCAAAGCAGCCCCAGCAAGAGGCCCAACACCAGGGUGAAGUCUGAGCACUCGCUGCUGGAUGGGCCUGGACAGGUGUCGGGGGGAGUCGGGCCAGGAAGGGUGCCAUCUGACUGGAGAGACCAGGUGAUGCGGCACAUCGAGGCCAAGAAAAUGGAAAAGAAUGCGCUGUCUCGCUCCUAUAAUUCCAAUAACGCUCCGCUGAGCUGGUCUCACUACGGCAGCUGUAGGGAUAUGCAUGCCAGCCAAGGGUCUCUGGUCUUUAGUGCCAGGGGCGGACAGCCCUACGGAGCUCUGGGCUUCUGUGAUGAUGUGUUUCCCCAAGGGCAGCAGAGCUACACCAUGGACCCCCACAGAAAGGUGCCUUUGAUGAACGGUCAGAUGGGCACUUCUGUUCGUCCACAGGUGAGCCAGGCGCCCAUGGCCCGCCACCCUUCCAGAGAGCAGCUCAUUGACUACCUGAUGCUCAAAGUCUCCCAUCCGCCCCCGGGGGCCCCGCGCAUCCCGCAAGACGCACCGCAAGAGUUCCGUGUGAAAGUGGAGAAGAGUCCAGAACUUGGUUUCAGUAUAUCAGGAGGAGUGGGAGGCCGGGGAAAUCCAUUCCGCCCAGAUGACAAUGGUAUAUUUGUGACCCGGGUUCAACCUGAGGGGCCGGCGUCCAUGAUUCUUCAGCCUGGAGAUAAAAUCGUCCAGGCAAACGGCUACAGCUUUGUGAAUAUCGAUCAUGGGAAUGCAGUAGCUCUCUUGAAGACGUUUCCAAACACUGUGGAUAUGAUUAUCGUAAGAGAAGCGCAAGCGUAGACUCGACUGAAUCGGAACCUCGAAAGCCGAGGGACACGAGACGAGAGACAAACUGAGACAUUGAUGUUGACUCUCAUAUUUUUAUACACAGAGGAGACUGACCUGUUGAUACCUGUUGGGACUAUUUAUAGUAGAGCGCUUCAUAGCCUUGAUCAAACAGGGAAAACCACUGAAUGUAGUGGAUCAAAGUGAGACGGCGGCAAACCUCUGCAAGUACAAGUCCUCAAAAGGCCAUCACUGUGGUAUAUAUAUUUUUAUACAAAAGAAGCUGAAGAUAUGACCUGCUCUGAUGCAAAGAAUUACUGUGGUCUCUGUACAGAUCAUCUUUUCCUUCUUUUUUUGUCCUAAACUCAGAAAUCCUUUAUCAUAAAUUAGUUUUUAUUUCUGCAGAUUGACAUGAAUUGACCACUUUGGGACAUGGCUUCCUCUCCUUCAGCCAAUUUGCCUUUUUUUUUUUUUUUAAGAUGUUGAAACCAUUAUCUGGUCUGCCGUGCGAUCUUGUAUGGAGGACAAUGUUACGUGCUUUUCAUGUGGAGACGAAUGUAGAUGGAGAGAGAUUGUUUCUCUUCUUGCAAGAUUGAGGAGUUGAGAAGAGGAAAUCAUCCACCCCCCCCCCCUGCUUCCACAAACCUGUGAACACGCUCCAGCGUACCGACACUUCUGUCCUCACUUCCACCCAAAUGUCCUCACAGCUCUGCAUAUCACCGGACCAGACCACUACCUGUGCUGUGUGGAAACAAUCCUUCGCAAUAUGAAUGAAUUACAGCUUCUCAGAUGUUGAAGAAAUGCAUUUGAUCAUCUAAUGGAAAUGGAAAGGAAAUUCAAAUAUUGGGGGAAAUGGGAGAGGAGAGGUGUAGCAGGUGUUUGCUCAGCCUUAAUCUGUUUUGCCAGUCGGAAGCUUUUGUUUAAAGUUUUAAAGAAAUUGGGAAAUACGCUUUCAGGCCGAGCGUGACGUGAACGCAGAAUGAAGCGCUAGCAAUGACGGUAAGCCAGGAAGAGCUAAUGCGUGUAUUUCUAAAAAAACAAAUGUCAGAAGGAUUCCUUUAAGCGGAGAACGAUAUAGCGGUUGUGCUAGUUAACCAAAGCAAGUUUUUGAAAUUGCAGACGGAAGGAAAAAGGCAGGAGACGACUUUUUAAGAAAGAUAUUUGAAUAAGAACAGGUCAACGUUUUACUCGUGUUUUUAAUUUGUUGAGAGCUUCAUCUUCCAAGCAGCCAUUAGUGAGAUGUUUUGUUUGCAGGGGUUUCAACAUCUGUCCGUUUUUAGUUUUUACAUGGGAGAAGACCACCGUUUGCCUUUUGUGUCUCUACAAAUGUUUUAUCAUGCUUUUUACUCAUCACUUUGGAGCAGUUCUCUCAGUCUGUGUUUAUUUGCUUUGCUGUACAGAGAGUAGAGUUUGGAGAAACAAGUUGUCAAGUGCCAUAGACCUUGAACUGUUUGAAUAGGGGGAUGACCUUUGACCCCAGAACCCAAGCAAUAUCCACACAUUCACAACCUACUUACGUUUGCAGCAUAAUGGCUUAAAAGCAAUAUUCAAAGCCUUUUUAUUUUCUCUCAGAAAUCCUCUUCAGAUAGAAACACAAUCUUUUAGUAAUCACCGAUGAUUUUACAUAUUUGUUUUAUAUUGUGAAAACUUUUUUUGUAAUGAAAUAGCACAGGAAAUAUAUGUCAGUGCUUAAAAAAAAAAAGAUUUAUCUGCAUUGUGUAAAAGUGAAGGGCGGUGUCACUUUGCCCCUUUUUACUGUGUGUUGCUUGGAUUACCACAGCUCCUGAUGUUCAUCUGUGCAAAACUAAUCAACGUACACUGUUGGAAAAAGAAUCCAGUCAAAGCUGCGCCUCAGAACAUUCCUAAUAUUUGUCAAAGAAAUAUGUCGGAAGGAAAAUAUGUUUUUAAAGGCAACAUCAUCUCCUUUUUAAUCUUCAUUCACUGCUUAAUAACUUUUGAGUGAGACGUGUUUCCACAAGAAAUGGGAAUGAUAGAAUUCACUAAGUAAUGGCCCGAUGAAUCCAACGAUACAUCUGUGACCGCUGAAUAGUUUGUACAAUAUCUAAUAUCAUUUUAUCCUCCAGUGUUUCAGCAAAUAUCAUCCCCUCAACCUGUUAACUCGUGUCAUCUAAUGUUCCCAUAUGGAGUCAAAAUUGACAUAUUGUGGCACUGUCGAACCAAAAUAAAAACACUGGUAAUUAACACAAUUAUUAUUAAUAACAAUAGUUCCCAUAAUUCUUAUUAACUGGAUUUAAAAUUGCUACAUUUUAUUCACAAGCAAAUUAAAUUAACAUGUGCGUUUCCCAAAUUGCUCACAGAACGUAGAGUUUUACACCGAUUAAUUGUUAUAUUAUUUGUAUUAAUUUGUUGGUGAUUUCUGUUGACUUUCUAAGAGUAGGGGGGGGGGGGGGGGUUCUGCGGUAAUGGUCACUUUAUAUUCAUGGCAAAAACAUACAGACAUCGUAGACAAUCUAGGGAGAUAAAAAUGUCACAUUUUUCUUCGCUUCAUGUUGCUCGGUUUCUUAUGCUCCCGUAUUGUUCUUAUUUAUUUAGUCUUCUGUGGUUUUUAGACCUUACUAAUCAAAUUGUAAAUAUCUUAAAAAAUUGAGAAAAUAAUUAAUAACGGCAUUAGUGACUUGCGAUUGUAAAACCAGCAAUAAAUUGCAAUGCAGAGGCACUCGUUUUAAUGUAUAGCUAGUAUUUCUAAGGUUUCUCUGGAAACAGCCACAGUGAGAUGAUGAUUGAUAUGCAUUUAUCCAACAUUCCAGAUUUUGUACAUAAUUACCUGUUUCUGAAGUAACCUGUGGAAAAUAAACUAAUGCUCUUUAGCAA